Molecule: messenger RNA, 1842 nt
Organism: Erigeron canadensis
Lineage: Eukaryota; Viridiplantae; Streptophyta; Magnoliopsida; Asterales; Asteraceae
Product: pentatricopeptide repeat-containing protein At1g07590, mitochondrial
Exons: 2
Coding region: 31-1596 (521 amino acids)
Cellular component (GO): mitochondrion
Molecular function (GO): protein binding
Source: RefSeq, a predicted model, not a curated record
CCCACUACCUCCCUACGAAAAGUAUAAAUUAUGCAAGCACCAGUCCCCUUCUUCAGGCGUCAUUUCAUUCAGGCAUUUCGUCGAACACUUUCGGUCUCUACUUCCAAACCCUAUCUUUUCUGUACUCAGCCAACACAUAAUGAAAACAAACAGAAUGGUUCAGAAUCAACACCAGAGGAAGUACCAAAAAGCUUAUGUGGGAGGAUAGAGAAGCUGGCUAAAGGAGACCCAGUUGGGUUUGCAUUUCAAAGCUGGAUGGGCGAUGGGUUUCCGGUUCAUCGAGGCGAUAUUUUUCAUGCCAUUAAUCGGUUGCGUAAAAAGAAGUUUAAUAAACGUGCACUUGAGGUGAUGGAAUGGGUGAUUAGGGAAAGGCCCUACAUGCCAAACCAACUAGAUUACUCGUAUCUCUUGGAAUUCACUGCUAAACUUCAUGGAAUCUCACAAGGCGAGAAACUAUUUUCUCAUAUCCCUUCUGAGUUUCAAGACGAGUUACUAUACAACAAUCUUGUAAUUGCUUGCUUAGAUAAAGGCAUGAUACGAUUAUCAUUAGCUUACAUGAAAAAAAUGAGGGAACUUGGUCACUCCAUCUCUUACAUGGUUUUUAACCGAUUAAUAAUCCUCCAUUCUUCCCCUACCCGAAGGAAAUCUAUUCCCAAAAUUCUUACUCAAAUGAAAGCUGAUAAGGUGCCCCGACAUGUCUCCACUUACAACAUUCUUUUGAAAAUGGAAGCUGACCAACACAAUAUUGAAGGGCUUAUGAAGGUGUUUGCUGACAUGAACCGUGCAAAUACCGAGCCAAAUGAGAUAACUUAUUGUAUUAUUGCUACUGCACACGCCGUGGCCAGGUUAGACACUGCAUGUGAGAUGUAUGUCGAAGCUAUUGAGAAGUCAAUGACCGGGAAUAACUGGUCAACACUGGAUAUACUCAUUAUAUUGUAUGGGUACUUAAAAAAAUCUAAGGAUCUAGACAGAAUUUGGAGAUUUGUCCAAGAACAACCCCAUGUUAAAUCUAAAAGCUACGUGCUUGCAAUCGAAGCUUUUGGCAAGAUUGGAGAUAUAAGUCGAGCUGAAGAUCUUUGGUCAGAAUUGAAGUCAAAGGAAGAGUUGAAGUCAACCAAUCAUUUCAAUUCUUUGAUAUCUGUAUAUUGCAGACAUGGUCAUGUUAGCAAAGCGACCGGGUUGUAUAGGGAGAUGGAGAAAUAUGGCUGCAAAGCUAAUUCAAUAACUUUCAGACAUCUUGCCGUUGGUUGCUUGAAAUCAGGGUUAAAGAUGGAAGCUUUAAGGACAUUAGAGUUGGGUAUGGAUCUUACAACAAGCAUGAGUGUGAAAAGGUCAUCUCCAUGGUUAGAAACUACAUAUUCAUUAGUCGAUCUUUUUGCAGAAAGUGGUGAUGUUGAGAAUGUAGAGAAAUUUUUUGAUGAAUUGAAGAAAGCGAACUAUGCUAAGUACACUUUUGUUUACAAUACCUUAAUUAAGGGUUAUGUGAAGGCAAAGAUUUAUGAUCCAAAUAUUCUAAAACGCAUGAUUCUUGGAGGGGCUAUGCCAGACUCUGAGACCUACAGUCUGUUGAAAGUCCUUGAACAGUUUCGGGGUUAAAUUUUGUCUAUGUAUCCCUUUCUCACUUAGGGCACUUAUCGCAGUUGUUUUAGGAUGCCAUAGUUUUCUCUCAUAAUCAUUUGCACACAGCUCCAACAUUACUGAUAAUUGCUUUUUCUAUCGUCUUUGUUUGCCAAUCAUUUGAUGCUUUCUUAGGCAAUAUAUGAUUUUGAUUAGAAGCUGUGAAUUGUAACUAAAUGUUGUUUCAACGUUUAUUAAGUGAUUGAUUUGUUUAUAAUGGAAUAA